This is a messenger RNA of Glarea lozoyensis ATCC 20868, 591 nucleotides long. RefSeq lists its product as uncharacterized. The transcript is spliced from 2 exons. The record is from RefSeq and is a predicted model, not a curated record. NCBI's taxonomy places the organism in Eukaryota, Fungi, Ascomycota, Leotiomycetes, Helotiales, Helotiaceae. The coding region runs from base 1 to 591 and encodes 196 amino acids. Gene Ontology annotation, cellular component: mitochondrial intermembrane space; mitochondrion.
AUGGCACAACCACCAAAUGCGCCGGAAUUAACACCACAAUUCUGCUUUAACACUGUGGCUUUACGAGACUUCCUACGGAUAUCCCGCUCCUCAAUCGACGACAGCAUAACGCAAAACCUAAACGCCCUCUUCACACCCUCAAGCACCGGCUUCGAUCCCUCCUCAACCACCAUCCGCACCCCUCGAUCGCGUCGAAUUCCCGCCUCAUCCUGCAACACCUUUAAAAACAAAGUCUUAUUCCCAUCAUGGCAGGUUCGCUCUGACGUCUUGAGUUACUGCGCAAAUGUGGCGACUAGUCCGGACCCCGAUGACCCCGAGGCGGUUCAGAGACAGGCAGAGGAGAUGAAGGAUCGUGAAAGGAUGGUGGAUGAGAGGUUAGAUCCUUAUUCGGCGAGAUUCUUCCCUACGGAGGCGAGGACGGAGAGAUUGGCUGCUCUGAUUAGGCAGGAGAGGGGUGUGGAGGGGAUUGUGAGGGCGAGGAGUUGGGGACUGGUUUCUGAGAGGUGUGGGGAUGAGGGGAGGGAUUGGGAGGCUGCUUUGGGGGAGUGGAGGAAAGGAGAGGAGAGGAGUAGUGUCUUGGAGAAGAGUUGA